GAACCACCAAGACAAGAUGUUUCUAAACUGGUUGACUGCAUCGUGAAUUCCAGGAAGUUCUCGGAAGUAGAAAUACCAUCCAUCAGAGAUUCAUCAAUUCGUGAGCUGUCUGGUGGAGACAAACCUAAAGGAGCUCCAUCAAAGAGAUUAAAGCCGCUUAUUAAUUCAAGAAUGGGAAAGCCUAGUGGAUCCUCGAAACCUGCAAAAGGCGAAACAGCAUCAGCAUUGCAAAAAGUGAAGAGCUUCAGAUUUGGACUAUCUGCUACGAAGAAACCAGAAACAAAAUGA
Messenger RNA from Haemonchus placei, 288 nucleotides. NCBI's taxonomy places the organism in Eukaryota, Metazoa, Nematoda, Chromadorea, Rhabditida, Trichostrongylidae. The record is from the annotation of a GenBank genome assembly.